UGUUAGUUUGAACAAAAUGGCUGCGAGACCACUGUCAACGAGAGCUCACUGAACGCCUACCAUGACUAUCCGCUCCGCUGUCUGGAUCCAAACAGAAUGUAUUUCCACGGAGUCGUUUCUCACUUUGCAUUUGCGGUAGCCAGCCCGUCGCUAGUCGUCCAGUUGGCGACCUAAACAAACACAUUUUUUUGCACUUUAGAACAAGUUGGCUGGCUGACGUCGGCUUGCUCCCUAUACGCGAGAACUCAUCGGCGAUUUUUAACGAAAACUGCCUGCUGAUUUCUCUGGUUUUGCAAAACCUCGUAACCAUCGACGAUUAACAGCGUCAACCAGCUCACGUUAGCUUGCAUCCUUCAGCUGCUUUUAAAAGUCAUUUGUAUUCGUGUUUUUUCUUUUGUUUUUGUUGUUAGUGGUGCUUCGUUUCCCUUCCCCGCCCCUCAAUAUUGUGUGACGUUUUUAACAAACUGUUUCAUCGGCGAGGGUAAUUUCACGGCAUAUUUUUUGCUGAAAACAAACAUUACCGUACUUGAUUUGCGUAUAUCUGGCUGAGUAGCCGUUGUUUACCUCGGUAUCUUCAGCAGCAGUCGGCUCUCUGCCAAGUCCGACUUUAACUGCGACUGAAUCUCUCCUCCAUCUCUUUACGGGUAACUUCAGAGAAGACAUCGGAUAAUGCUUUUCUGCAUAUUUUAUUCUGCCAUGCACCUUCUCUUCACUGACAUCUGCCAAAUCUGUGGUUAACUAAAGCUGAGAGAAGCUCGCGACAGAAGGAAGAGAACCAUUUGAUGGAAGAAAAGAAAAAGAAAAAACAAGAAGAAAAGAACAAGACGGACGUCGCUCAGAAAAAGGCUUCUGAUCAGAAACCCAAAGUGCCAGACCCUGCUCCCACUAAGCCCAGUCCCGGCCCCCCCCGCCACUUCCACCCUGCCAGCCCUACGCUGCCCCUCUCCUCCUCUUCUUCUUCUUCUUCUUCUUCUGGCAAUGGCAAGCGCGCCUCCUCCAGUAGCCAGCUCCAGACUCAGACCCCCCCUCAGCAGCAGUGCCAGUUGUCCUCUGCCAGUGCUCGCUACCCGCCCAGAGAGGUGCCACCCCGCUUCCGCCAGCAGGAGCACAAGCAGCUACUGAAGAGAGGCCAGCCACUGCCUGCAGGAGCCCUCAGCGCUCUCACCCUCUCCUCUUCCUCCUCCUCUUCGCCCUCAUCAUCUUAUUCUUCUUCUUCUACGACUACCGGCAGCACUUCCCCAAACUCUGCCACGUCCGCUGCGAGCAAACGCCACCCAGACAUAUCCCUCCAGAGUGGCUGUAUUGCCCAGUAUGAGACCUCUCAUUGGGGAGCCUCUUUGCCAGUUGACAGCUGCUCCAGUGCCAACAGCUGGGACAAAGUGAAUAUUGACAAAAGUGACACGGAAGCUUGGCCCUCCAUCAACCACAGUAGUGACACCAGCCAUACCGCAGCACAAGAAUGCACCUUGGGCUCAGCUAGCUCAAACACAGACAACAGUGCUGUCACAACCACCAGUAGUUGUAGAAAUCUGAGUAUGGCCACAGGUGCGGCAGGCCAGCCGGCCCACUACCCCUCUCUUAAAGCCAACAAUAACAUGAUGACAGGACCUGGGUCAGCCAACACGUGUGGUAGUAGAGGUUGGGGCGCAGAUGGGAAACAAGAUGGUAUGAAUGGUGGUAGAGUAGGAAUGCCCAAUAACUGGGGGGUUCCCAAUUUUAACAUGAACCUCAAUCCCAAUGCCAACCCAUCAGCCUGGCCUGUUCUCGGCCAAGAGGCUGGUGGAGGUUGUGGUAUUGGCCCUAAUGCAGUGUCAAACUCCCCAUCCCUUCCACCAGGUAUUAAUGGCAAUGGAAACAUGGGAGAUGGGAGAAUGGGAGGUGCAGAGAAUGGCGGUGGAGGUUGGGGUGGCCUGAUUAGUGCCAAUGAACAUGAUCAACAGCACCCUUCAACCAACACAAACAUGUCCUACAAAAUGGAACCUUCUAACCUUAACACUGAUGGACCAAACCACACUAAGCAGCAGCAGCAGCAGCAAGCUCAGGAGCCUAUGAGCCCUAUUCAUGGGUUAACUGGCUGGGGAGGCCAGUCCCCCACUGAAUCAUCCCAGCUCAAUGGGGACACAACAGGCAGCUCUGUAUGGGGUAGUGGAGAAACCAAGGCAGCUGACUCCCCCAAGGAAUCCGGCUGGGACUCGACUCCGUCUGGAGGGCAUUCUGCAUGGGGCCGCCAAGGCAGUGGUGGUGGCAGUAGUGGAAGUGGUGGCUGGGGUGACUGGGGGAAAUCUUCUGGUGGAAGCAAAGAAGCAACUAAAGGCUGGGACUCAGUAGACGCUGGUAGUUCUGGUUCAGUCAAAGAACCGCCACUUAGCUCAUGGGGCCAGCAGCCUAGACCAGCCCCAGAAAGUGAGGGUAGUAGGGACAGCACCGAAAGUCAAACUGACCACAGAGACAGGACCUCCAGCACGGAUUGUACCCCUCUUCUACCCCGGCAGGAUCUGGACCCUAGGGUGCUGAGUAACACGGGUUGGGGACAGACCCCCAUUCGACAGCACACUGUAUGGGAGAUGGAAGAAGCUAACUCUGAUGAUGAGAAGAGAAAAGGCUGCUCAGAUGCCAUGGCAGUCUCCAAAUCCACUGGUGGACCCUCAUCCAACACUGGAGGUACCAUCAAUCCAAAAAUUAGCCCCAGUCAGAGGUCUGGGUCUGGAGAAAAGAAUGACAGUGAAGGGUUAUCAUCCUCUGGCUGGAGAGCCAAUCCGCCUCAGCCUACCCAGACUGGAUCAGGAUGGGGGGACCAACCGCAGUCACACAGCAAGGCGCCAAAUGGCACUAGUGGUCCCAGUGGCUGGGGCGAACCUUUGCCUACCAAUGUUCCUAGAAACGGAGGCAAAUCAUCCUGGGGUUCUGAGGACAAGUCACCCAGUUGGGACAAUGGCAUGACAAAAAGUCAGCCUAACACUAACCCAGGCUGGGAAGAGGGUCCUAAAAGCUCUCAUGGAUGGGGCAAUAGUAAUGGGGGCCCCACUAACUCCAGUACAGGGGAUUGGGGACAGACAGAGGUCAAGAAGAAUGGAUCCUCCAGCAGCAUGUGGGAAGGAGAAGGAGGGAAUGGAGGAGGUGGAGGUGAUGGUGGAUGGAAGGAAAGCCCCAGGGGAGGAAAUAGAGGAGGAAACUGGAGUAAACCUGCUCCUACUGUGAGUAAUAACAGCUGGGGGGAGACCCCACAUGCCAAUGGCCCAGCGCAGGGAGGCUGGGGCUCUUCCAAGCCCCAGGAAAAUAACAGCAGUAGCAGCAGCAGUAGCACUGGCAGUGGAGGAGGUGGCAGUAUGGGUUCAUGGGGUGGUCCUGGUACUGUGAAGCAGAACCCAUCAAGCUGGGGCAAUAGCAGCAAACAGGAGCAGGGCAUGGAUCGCAGUGGCUGGGAAGAGCCCUCCCCUCCCUCCAUGCGCAGGAAGAUGGAAAUAGAUGAUGGAACGUCCACCUGGGGCAGUCCUGCGCCCAACAGCGGCAAUCCUGCGCCCAACAGCGGCAAUCCUGCGCCCAACAGCGGCAAUCCUGCGCCCAACAGCGGCAAUCCUGCGCCCAACAGCGGCAAUCCUGCCCCCAACAGCAAGGCUGUCAACAUGUGGGAUCGAAACAAACCCAAUAAUAAUCCAGGCAACAGCGGCCCACCUCCCAGUAAGAAUGGUGGAGUGAUUAUCCCCAACAAUAACAACAACAAUCACUCAGUUGGCCCCGGCAACAACAAUCACCAUCACACUCACCACAUGCACCACCAUCCCAAUCAUAGCCAGCCCAAUCAUAUCCAGCCCCCAACUCACCUGCAACAUCAUGGAAACAACAAUGGGUCAUCCACCAAUGGCACUCAACAUCCAGGCGUGGGCCCCCAGGGUAGACCCCCCCUCGCCAACCCAGGUUGGGGAGAGGUUCCCAGUGUUCAGCCCAAGUCAGAACCUGCUUGGGGAGAGCCAGCAGCUCCAACAUCAUCUGUGGACAAUGGCACCUCCGCCUGGGGCAAGUCCACAGGGGGAGCAGGAGGAUGGGGAGAUGGUGGCCACGAGCCCUCUGGACCCUACGGCAGGGCAAAUGGACCCACAGGUUCUGCACCCUGCAAGCCAGGCCCAAAACCUAUGCAAGAGAGCUGGGGAAAUGGAGGAGAGGAGAUGGGCAUGUCGUCCGGGCAAUGGGACACUGAGGAGGGGGACAUGUGGAACAGCCCCACCUCCCAGGAGAGCAGCUCUUCUUGCAACUCCUGGGGCAAUGGACCCAAGAAAGGCCCAAGCAAGGCGAAGAUAGGCAAGCCAGAUGAGGCUUGGAUCAUGAACCGUCUCAUUAAACAGCUCACUGACAUGGGCUUUCCGAGAGACCCUGCUGAGGAGGCUUUGAAGAGCAACAACAUGAACCUUGACCAGGCCAUGAGCGCCCUGUUGGAGAAGAAGACAGACCUGGACAAGCGGGGCAUGGGAAUGUCUGAUUACAGCAACGGCAUGAACAAGCCCAUGGUGUGUCGGCCCUCAGCACUCUCCAAAGACCCCUCCGACCGCAACUCCUAUCUUGACAAGGAUGGUAUUCUGUCAGAUGAAGCCCCCCAAUCACCGUUUCUGCCUUCCCCCAGCAUGAAGCUCCCCCUGGCCAACAGUAGCCUUCCUGGGCAGGGUCUGGGACAGGGCAACCCAGGGCUGGCCAUGCAAAACUUGAACAACAGACAGAUACCCAGUGGAAUGUUUGGCAGUAGUGGAGCAGCACAAACCCGGGCCAUGCAGCAGCAGCAGCAGCCUCCUCAGCCACCAGUGCCACCUCUCAGCUCCUCCCAGCCUAGUCUACGUGCUCAAGUGCCUCAGUUUCUCUCCCCUCAGGUCCAAGCACAGCUCUUGCAGUUUGCAGCAAAAAACAUUGGUCUGAACCCUGCACUUUUAACCUCACCAAUAAACCCUCAACAAAUGACUCUCUUGUACCAACUUCAGCAACUGCAAAUGGCGUACCAGCGUUUACAAAUCCAGCAGCAGAUGAUGCAGGCGCAACGCAAUGUUUCCGGCCCCAUUAGACAACAAGAGCAGCAAGUUGCACGUACAAUCACCAACAUGCAGCAGCAGAUCCAGCAGCACCAGCGUCAGCUGUACCAAGCGCUGCUGAUGAAGCAGCAGCAAGUUCCUUCUCAUUCCUCCUCCUCUUCCUCCUCCUCCGCUGGUCUGCAUCCCCCCGGUGGCCACGCUGGAGGCCAUGGUUCCGGCAAAUCAACCCAUGACCCCUACACAGGCCAACACCAGUCCCCGGGCCUCUCCGACUCAAUGCACACCAAAGAGGCGCUGUCUUCGCCCAACGCCUACAGCUCCUACCCUCUCUCUGGACUGAAUCCAAACAUGAAUGUAAACUGUAUGGAGGUUGGGGGUCUUUCCCUGAAGGAGCCCCCUCAGCCCCAAUCCCGCCUGUCCCAGUGGACACACUCCAACUCCAUGGACAGCCUCUCUGGCAACUCCUCAAACAUGGAGAACCUCAAUAAGCACGGUACCAUAUCUGCUGCCUCUUCCCUCGGCCCCCCUGGGAAGCCCCCCCAUAUGGAGGACUCGUACAGCCCCUACAAUCUAAUGUCCAGCUCUGAGUCCCCCACCAGCCCCCAAGAUAGCUGGGGCCCUGGCAAGAGCCAGAAUGAAAAGAUCUCCAAUGGGACCAACAUUAACUGGCCCCCAGAGUUCUGCCCCGGUGUGCCAUGGAAGGGUCUUCAGAACAUCGACCCUGAGAAUGACCCCAACAUGACCCCUGGCAGCGUCCCCAGCGGUCCCACCAUCAACACCAACAUCCACGACGUCAAUCGAUACCUACUGCGGGACAGGAAUGGAGCCACUUCCCCAGCUCCGUCACUGGAGAAUGGCUCUCUGCCCCCCCCCAGCAGUGACUGGCCAGUCAGUGGCUACAAUAGCUCUUUCAGUCUGUCUUCCUCUGAUGGAGACAGCUCAGGAAAAAUGUCUGACAUGAAGUCCACCUGGUCCCAAGGGCCCAUCUCUCAGAGCCAGGCCUCUCUGUCCCACGAGCUGUGGAAGGUUCCUCAGGGGCCCCGCAGCAACCCGGCCCCCUCCCGGCCUCCACCGGGUCUCAGCCACAACAAGCCCUCCUCCACCUGGGGAGGCAACUCCCUGGGCCUGGCCCAAGGCUGGAGCAACUCCUACACCUCUGAGACAACCACCUGGAGUACGGACAGCUCCAACAGGACCAGCAGCUGGCUGGUGCUGAGGAAUCUCACCCCACAGAUUGAUGGCUCAACUCUGCGGACCCUGUGCAUGCAGCACGGCCCCCUGAUCACAUUCCACCUCAACCUGACCCAGGGGAACGCUGUGGUGCGCUACAGCUCCAAGGACGAGGCCGCAAAAGCCCAGAAGUCUCUGCACAUGUGUGUGCUUGGGAACACCACCAUCCUGGCGGAGUUUGCCGGGGAGGAGGAGGUGAACCGCUUCUUUGCACAAGGCCAGUCGCUGGGGGCUAACACCACCAGCUGGCAGGCCAACCCCGGAGCCAAUCAGAACAGGAUGGGCGGAGGCGGACAGUCCCACUCCAUGAGCCAGUGGAGCAGCAGCGGUGGCGGCGGCGGAGGCAAGCCCAGCGGAGGCGACUUGCUGUGGGGCAACGUGCCCCAGUACUCCAGCUUGUGGGGACCCCCGAGCGGAGAGGACCACAGGGCGAUCGGGAGCCCCACUUCCAUCAACACCCUGCUGCCUGGAGACCUGCUGAGUGGGGAGUCCAUGUAGGAGGAUGCUACGAUACACUAAACAACCAACCCACCACCACCACCACCACCAUGUCACGUAAGGCAUUGGUGGUGGGUGGGUGGGUGAUAAAAAAAGAAAAAAAGUCUAUACAAACAGGAGCAAAACCCAAGCAAAUCAUGUGGCGAUAAUCAGUAUCAAUUUGAACUGUUUUGAACUGUGAAUUGUGAAUCAGAAGGCGGGAGUCCCUACCACACAGACUGCUGACUCCAGUCCUUCUGCUUUCGCUUUUGUCCCUUUUUUUUUUGUUUGGUUUUACCUCCUUUGGGGAAAAGAAGCAAACAUUUUUUCCCUUUUGGUAUUUUUGAUCAUGUAAAACUAACUGAAAUGAGACGCAACACAAAGAAACCUUUUAAGUGUUUUUAGUUUUUCCAUAAGUAUACAUGACAUUCUGUGUGAAGUUUUUUAUGAGAAGCAAUCAAAGCUGCCAUCUGAGACUUUCCUUUUCCCUCCAAAAAAAGAAGAAGAAUCAUCCCAAAAUAAGAACUUAAAACAACCAUUCCCAGCAUGUCCAUGGCCAAUGAUGUGGUUCAAAGACCUUUACUAGUUAUGUUAACGUUUGUUUCUCAGCACUAAUAUUAGCCUUAAGUGCUCUCUGGCCUAGGUCCUUCCCAAGCCGCCUUUUUUAGUUUAUUUUCUAACUGAAGAAAUAGCUGAAAUCUUGCACAGUUUCACCUCUGAGCCAGCAGGUGGUACAGGACAUGACUGGUGACCGACUCUGUCACUGGGCAGAGAGAAGGCCUGUCCACGUGACUGGCCCUACCAAUCAUCAGCUUAACUAUUUGAUUUGUAUUCUCAAAGGGAUAGAUACAGCUGUUAAAUGUCCUCUUUAUUUGUAGGCCUAGACCCAAGCGCAUUAUUUUAUAUCUAUUACAACAUAUAAGCUGACAGAAGAUUAUUUGUCGACCUCGCUGCGUGUCUCUGUUUCCGUACAUGCCUAUUAUGUCCGGUGGCACCUAAUCAUUGACGUCUGCAAGCCCAGAUCCUUCUGGUCACCUUCAACCCAGGCGCUUACCGGUGCUGUGUUGAAUUUUCUAUUGUCCGAUUUGUUAUGAAGCCCAGCGGUCUGUAUGGUCAGCCAGUUUUUGGAGGAAAAAAAAAAGGACACAAUUUACCUUCAUGUGACAGUUACAUUGUGCAAUAUACACCAUAGACCUUUCUUCCGUCCAUACUCUACGUCCACCGGAGCUGGUUUCGCUUUUUUCGAUUGUUGCCGAUUGCAGCAAAAAGACUUUGGAACUUCACAAACCUUACCCCCUUUUUUCAAAACUUGGAUUCCCCCCAGGCCGCCAGUCCCCCUGAAACUGUUGGGAAAACUCUGCAAAGAGGAAGCAACAGCUUUUGAACUGUGCAUACAGCAAAACUGUACACAAGAAUGACACUGGGUACACAAUAAUGCACACUUCCUCUCUGCGUGCCACAGCCACACCCAACAGAGACUGAAUCCACAGUGGGAUUGGACGGUUUGGGUAUCUGGCACAAUACCAAAUAAGAGGGGUUUCUCCUAAUGCAGUAGACCUACGAGUGUUCCUUGCGUUUGGUACUGUACAAACAAAUGAAACUAAGACUUUUAUAAAUUCAAAGGGUUUUAUCAUAGCACUUAUGAAGAGCAAAUCGCUUCAACUGCAAUCCAAUAAAUCUAAAAAGGAGCAGCAUAAACAUUGAAAACUAAAAAUACUGCUCUUUUAUGUACUAUAUCUAUUCCUUGGAAAUGUGUCUGGCGUUGUUCCUAUGGUAGCAGGACGAAGGGAAACGGAACUGAAUUGUACCGUUGGACUUUGGGGGAAAAAAUGCAGUCUGAUUUAUUUUUUCCUUCUUUGAACAAUAUCGAAGUGAAUAUCACUGUUACUCCAAAUGUUAAGCCUUGUUCUGCUUGGAGGCACUAGACUUGCAAUGUCAGCUGUCUCUGACGCCCGCUGGCCAGUCAGUCGGUGGGUGAGUCGGAGGGGAGUCGGGUGGGGGGGGGGGGGGAAGUGUCCACUGAGUGCCUCUCUGCUGUGGUCCUCUGGGUGUCAAGUGGCAGCCCCACAGCGCAGCACUUCCUCCCGGGCUCCACUUGACCCUCCCUCAGUCUGGCAAGGAAAGCGGCCCCUCCAAAACCGGCCAAUCACGGCUCUCCGCCCUACACAACAUCUCCAAAGGGGGGGGGGGGGCCGCCGCCACCACCACCCGACCCCGCUGGCGUCUCGCCCUCUCCCCUAUCUCUCAGUCCUUUGACACAAAGAUCACUUUAGCUGGAAGAUGUAAUAGUCAUAUUUCUGGAGUUUUUGCCAGUGUACUUUUUAUGUUUUGGGAAAAAGAUCAUUUUGACUUUAUUUUUUUCAAUGUGUUAUAUUGUUAUUGGUGUCUACAUGCAGUGGUCUACAAUAUACCGGCUGCUGAACUAGCCCUUCACUGUUCAUAUGCAGAAACACUUUGGUCAGAGGUGCCUCUGUAUGUUCAUCCUGUGUAUUGAAUGCAAAACAAGGAUCAAUACUACAGAGCGUUAUUGAUUGUCUAUUUGUUUUGAACUGAUCAUGCUUUUGUUUGACAGUAUUCUGUAGUACUUCCAGGUAGUAUCUUGAGAUAUGUAAAAAUAGGGUGUCUCAGACGGGUGUGGGUAUUUGUUGCUCCAAGCUGCUCCGCCUGCCCGCAGGCUGUCCCCCCUUGCCCUUUGCCUAGCUGCUACGCUAUGACCUCCUCCUCCUUGACCAGACCCAGUAGCCCCCCCCCCCCCUGACCAGGCCCUCCUAUCUGUUUCUAUGCAAAAGACUAGAGGCUGGGGCCCUUUACAGCACGCCAAACCUGACUCGGGAAUGAGCACUCCUCCCAGAGCUUGGCACACCCAACCCUUGCACCCUCUGUGCGCUUCUGUCAGCACUUAAAAAUGGCCGCCGUUUCUUUAAAGUCAGGAUCAGCCACCAGAACACUGUCAUAUAUUAAAGUCCGAACACUUACUCGAAGUCGGUCUUUCUCUCUGCGCUGAAGACACUUCUGUCCAGCUUGAUCUCAGGGUAGGGGAGUAGAUGAUACCAAGUAUGAGAUGCAGCUCUCCGUAUAUAUAUGUCCUUUCUACUGUGAGAGCAAAGUCUAAAAUUAAAAGGCCAUCUGUGCAACAGUUUUUACGGACCUCAUGCCUCGAACGUAAUCCUAAUUAGAAGGGAAAAGGCUUGUAUUGAAUCCUUUUCCUUAAAAAGGUGGCCUAUUGUUACUGUUUCUGGGCCAAUUAUUGCGUGUAAAAGUUGCCAACGUAAUGUGCCAAUAUAAAUUUGCUGUGUCAUACUGUAUCUUUAUAGAGAGCACUUCUGUUCCCUGUUGGGAGGAACUUUGAUAACCUUUGCAGAGGGUGAAGCGGGGGACAGGAGGGAUCAAACAAAUGGGCAGCAGCAUCACACCCUUAAAUGACUGAGAUUCUUUUUUUUUGUGUGUUUUUGUUGGGAAUGCCUCAUGCUAAGGAGAAAAUCUUUACUCAGUUGGGGGUUCCAGUUUGCUACAGUGCACAGUUGAUGAUGGGUAAUCCCGGGUACAUAUUUUUUUAAAACCAAAAAUGAAAUUGCAUUUUAACGUCAUUUUUAUGAAGUUUGACAUAAAAAUCUUAAAAAUGCUAAAAAAUCUAAGUGAAAAAAAAGAUCUAUAAUAUGUUAAAUCUCUGCACUUCUAGCUGAAACGUCUCCGCUCAUCAGCCUCUACGUCCACCAUCUAACGGAGUAGAGUGGUGGCCGGGGUGCCUUUUUGUGGAUGCUGUAUUUAUCUCGUUUUUAUGUUUGUGUCCUGCUCAAAGCAGGCCCACUGAACUGUACAUUUCCACAGACCCAGAUGGCUUGGGCCCACUGUAUCAGCCUCGCUCUCCUCGCUCUGCAUCAGCAGGAGGGGAGGGGCACAUUUCAAGAGGUACAAAGUCUUAAAAAACAUUCUAAAAAAAAAAGUUUAAAAAACAAAAAAAAUUAACAAGAAAACGGGAAAAGGCUACCUUUCAGGACUUGCAGUCCUGCAGCACACAAGCAAAAAUCACUAUUGCCUGUUUCUGUAACUGCCUUGAUCCAAGCUCAGACAGACCCGAUAGCCGAGGACCUCCCAGCAUCCUGUACUAACUGGAGAACCCUGACAGUGAGGGGGGUUUCCCAUGCUGCACCAGCAUCGAGAGGUUCUCCUCUCUAUAGCUCUGUUCUAGAUGACAGUAUAUAUGUAUACACUACAGUAAGUAUACAUAUAUAUCUGUGAGUUCAGUGUGUGGUAUCACCUCUUCAGACUUCUUGGAUCGUAACCUCUGAAACGUUUCAUUUUCGUUUGAAAGGUCUUGGUUAAAUCCAACUGAAAAAUGAGCAAUAUGUAUUUUCCCCGCAAAUAAGCGAAACGAAGGAAAGAAUUCGGGUCGGGUGUAAACUGAUACUUGAUUGAUUGAAAGCUACGCCUUUCUCACAGAGUUGGAUAUGCACGUUCUGGCUUUGAUGACAUAUUACAGUACUUUUGAAGUGCUUGUACUGUAAAUAUGUGUUUUUGUUUGUCAAUUAGCCUGUCUAAAAGCCCAACCCAACCAGUCGCUAAAAAAAAAUCUCAAACAUAUCAAAACACGACAAAAUAUUGAACACAAAUACUUGAAUCAUGGAGCGCCAAUAAUGUAAUGUGAAGUCAGUAAUUCUCUUCUAGUUCUCUCCAUCUGACAGGUACACUUGGGGGACUCUUAGAGAAUAUAAAAAAUGUAUUGCAUUAAGUUACAAAUACAAAAUCUUAGAGGUAAAAAUGCAAAGUCAUCUUAGAUGUGUGCUUGAAAGUCAGAUGUUUGUAUGAAUGUGUGCGCAAGAAACUGUGUACCAGGCAAAUGGCCUGUUGUUGUGUUCCACUCAGUAUGUUAUAUUUUGUGUCUGUUUUUCACUUUUCUUUUUUGUUGUCCUGUCAAAAACUGUUUUGAUAGACAUGUUAUUAUCUUCUAACGUUGCACUGAGUGUCUUCUACCCCUCACUCAGCUAAUCGUAGAUAAACGAGUCUAAGUACGGAGGGGAGAUGGUGACAAUUCAUGUGUACAUGUUUACUCAAGGACUUAAUGGAUUUUGUUUCAUUUUAUCUGUAAAAAAGUGUAUCUACCUUAUAGUGGCUUUUAUUGUGGAGUAAUCCAAUACAAGGAUUAUCAUUGAGUAUUGCACCAUUAUGUUCCAAUUAUAUAAAAAAUGAAAAAAAUCUUAAAAUACAAAGACAAAAAAAACCUACAAAAACAAAAAAGGGGGUAAAAAAACAAAGAACUGUUGCCAUAGAUAGUUGUAGAAGGACUAGUAAUCCCUAUGUUAACUUCAUGGAGAAAUGGGAAGGGAUAAAGUGUGGGAGGUGAGUUUGUUACAAGACUCAUUUCAAAGGUGCCUAUCUUUUUUUUGGGGGGGGGGGGGGUUGUGUUUUUUUUUUGCAAAAGCCACCUGUCGUUUACAAGCAUUUCAUUUGUCUGAAGUUCAAGGAAAUACAAAUUUAUAACAGGAAUGUUGUAAAAAAAGAAAUCAUCUUCCAUCAAAUAUGGACAUGACAUUUUUGCAAAAUGAAGAUUUAUGCUACUUUAAGAACUCUGGGAUUGAUCAGUGUUGUCAUAUUUCAAUUUUUAAGUUCUCUUUCAGCGUCGACAGACUAUCUAUCUGUAUGUAUUCUGUAAGUUGUGAUGUUAUGUUUCCUGUAAGCAACGCAGUUUGCUCACUAUCUUGCACACUCAUAAAAGAUGUGGAUUAUGUCUCAGGAAGGCCAGGGUUCCAGAUACCAACUCCAUCAUUUCUAGGUUUAAUCUUUGUGUGAAAAAAACCCAACUGAAAACAAUUAAACUCCAAGCAGGCACUGAAGGUCAUGAGUUUAACAGAACAUAGAGUACCAUUGUUUUCUUGAAAGCAACAACACAAAUGUUCGUAGCAAGUUAUAUAUUUACCAAAUAAGACUGAGAAUCAACUUUGAAAAAAGUGGAGUGCUUUACAUGUGAAAUCUAAGUAGAAUUGCUUUACAUUUAACCUGAUCAAUGGUUUGAUUGUCAAAAAGACAGUGACAUAAAAAUGCAUUUGUAUGUUUUGACUUAUUGUUAAAGUUUCCAUCCUGUAGUUCAGGAGCAUUGUGCAAGAAGUUUAUUUGUUUGUUUGUAAUCAUCUCUCCUGUCUGUUAACAUGUGACAGGUAUUUCAAUAGUUAAGAGGUUUUCUUAACAUGUAACGGAAGGUUUUCAGAGGCAUGUUAGGAGGUUUUCUUAACAUGUAACGGAAGGUUUUCAGAGGCAUGUUAGGAGGUUUUCUUAACAUGUAACGGAAGGUUUUCAGAGGCAUGUUAGGAGGUUUUCUUAACAUGUAACGGAAGGUUUUCAGAGGCAUGUUAGGAGGUUUUCUUAACAUGUAACGGAAGGUUUUCAGAGGCAUGUUAAGAGGUUUUCUUAACAUGUAACGGAAGGUUUUCAGAGGCAUGUUAGGAGGUUUUCUUAACAUGUAACGGAAGGUUUUCAGAGGCAUGUUAGGAGGUUUUCUUAACAUGUAACGGAAGGUUUUCAGAGGCAUGUUAAGAGGUUUUCUUAACAUGUAACGGAAGGUUUUCAGAGGCAUGUUAAGAGGUUUUCUUAACAUGUAACGGAAGGUUUUCAGAGGCAGAUUUGAAGUGGAGGAGUAAAGCUGGUUUUUAAAGGAUCAUGAUCUAUGCACAAGUGGGAGGGAAGAGUCCAAACCCAGCUGCUGUACUGCGGGCGUUUGUCGACUCAGUCUGGGGUUCAGGGUUUGAUGUAGGGUUGUUCUUGUUUUGUCUCUUGCUCAAAUUUCCUUCACUUCCCCCUUCCUCCUUUUUCAUCAUCGUCAUCUAAUGUUUUAGCAAAAUGUUACAUUGUGUCGCCAUGCUGUGUAAUCCUUAACCAAUGAGCGCUUAUCCUUCGGCUAAAGCACUGUGGGUUGUACUGAAAAAAAAAGCCCAUGACUUUUAAGGCUGUCAGUUUUUUAAAGGGGACGAGGGUGGGGGAUGGAAUGGGGGUACUUUGCCUUUGCCUUUCUCUUUACUUUGAAAAAAAAAACAUUAAGGAAAAAUGUCUGUAACUGAAAUACAAAGUUGUGGCUUUUAAUGUUGUUCUUUUUUCUCCUCAUAGAAUGUGAUUGUUAAGGACAUGCACCGGAAAAAAAUGUUUCUAUGAAUUAUGGAGCUUCUUUCGGACUAUAUUAAUAAAUACAAAUUUUCUUGCUGUUA
This is a messenger RNA of Trematomus bernacchii (emerald rockcod), 13912 nucleotides long. It is a transcript of the gene tnrc6c2, whose product is annotated as trinucleotide repeat containing adaptor 6C2. Gene Ontology annotation, biological process: positive regulation of nuclear-transcribed mRNA poly(A) tail shortening; miRNA-mediated post-transcriptional gene silencing. Gene Ontology annotation, cellular component: P-body; nucleoplasm. Lineage: Eukaryota; Metazoa; Chordata; Actinopteri; Perciformes; Nototheniidae. The record is from RefSeq and is a predicted model, not a curated record. Gene Ontology annotation, molecular function: protein binding; RNA binding.